Molecule: messenger RNA, 1074 nt
Organism: Phanerochaete carnosa HHB-10118-sp
Lineage: Eukaryota; Fungi; Basidiomycota; Agaricomycetes; Polyporales; Phanerochaetaceae
Exons: 4
Coding region: 1-1074 (357 amino acids)
Source: RefSeq, a predicted model, not a curated record
AUGGCAAGUAAAUACGCCGACCGUUGCUGCGGAAAAGUCGACUUCCUAAGCCGGCUCCCUACCACUCGCGGAGAUAUCUCUGAUACGUCCUCUCACCUGGAGACCGACGGCCAGCUCGUCGUGCAUAUGAUUGCGUCUAAUGUCGCGGACCCACUUAACACGUCGUCGCACACUCAUGCCCAAACUCUUGCCUUGCCGACUACCCAAUGGAAACUCCCCAGUUUUCCAUUCCACUCAUUGCUCCGGGUCGCGCAUUCCUCAGGUGCGGUGUCUGCCUCUGUGUCGAGUGACCUGCGCGGCCAGAAUGCAGAUUGCCAUUGUCCUCGGACUGUCUCGUUUGGCUCUUCAGAAGAGACGUUACCAAAGACCAGCGGCGGUGGCAGCAGCUACGAGAGCAGUCUAUCAGCAAGCCACUCGUCGCUCCGAAGUCCAGACAGGAAGCCGCCGCCGCCACGGCCGCAGAACAAGGGGAUUGCUGAUCUGCCUGCGCAGGCGGCGAUAAGCUCGCGGUUCUGCAUGCUCCAGAUCAAGGUUUCUGAGCCUUCGAGACAUAUCGCCAAGAAAUCGUCGGAGAAGGUGUGCAAGAGCCACAUCGGGCUGGCCAGAUCCAAAGUCUUGCUCGGUGCACCUAGGACAUCGAACAAGUCGAACGAAUGCCUACGUCUCGAGGCUCACAUCCUCCGCCAGGUCUUUUGCGCUUACGUUGGCAGUCAAGAGGCACGCGAGAAACGCGCGAAGGCGAUCCGCGACGCUGGGGCGCCGCUGCUGAUAUUUUUCGAUGCUAUUGGUGAGACGAGACGACGGCACUCCAGAGCUACUGCCUAUGCGCACCCAAUACCACCCAUGCCCACUCGCGAACUAUCCGACGGCCCAGGCGUGCUGAGCAUGGUCGGGGACCUCGCAAUGUCGAGCUAUCGGCUGUCGAUGUCGAUUCUUGCCGCGGUCGUCGCGGCACGGUGGUGGAACGGGCUCCUGCUCCUCGCGACGGCGGCCCACGCGAUGCGGGUAAAGACUGAGACGGGCGUCGCUCUGUCAGCCGGAGCGAAUGCAUCUGCAGUCGCCGUCAGCAGUUAG